AGCCAUCACCUACAGUCAUACCCCAGCUGACCAAUGGCCGAAAUCUAGGUGACUACUGCGAUGUCUACCUCACGCACGACUCCAUGAGUGUGCGCAAGGCGCACAACGCCGGACGUAACCACCUGAGAAACGUCCUAGAAUACUACCAACAAAUCGGACAAGAAAAGGCCCAGUCGGUUAUUGAUUCCAUCACGUCGUCCUACGCCGCCGAAGGCCAGGCCGUCCCGAACCCGGCGAUGGCUCCCCCGGGAGCUUACCCUCCGCCAUUCGGCUUCCCUGGCCGUCCAGGGCAACUUCCCCCGCCUCCAUUCGGAAUGCCUCUCCCAGGUGGAGCAGGUGGCGCACCCGGCAUGCCUCCGCCCCCAGGAGCACGAGGCCUCCCCUUCCCUCCUCCCUUCCCCACAGCCGGCGGCGCCCCUCCCGCAGGUCUUCCUCCUCUCCCCAACAUGCCCCCCGGUGCUCAGGGCUUCCCUCCCCCGCCCGGCGGUUUCCCGAACUUCCAAGCACCCCCCGGCGGUUUCCCCCCGAUUCCUCCUCCGGGACAGGGCCCAGCAGGAUACAGCCCCAGUCCUACGCCGGGCGUAGGCGGCCCCCCGGGCCAGGACGGCUACGCGCCGCCUGGCAUGAGCUCAAGUCUUCCUGGACCUCCUCCGGGAUUGGGCGACAAGCGCUGAUCUCUGAUCUGAAAUUGCUCUUAUUUAUUUUUCAUGUUUCUAUACCGAUGGGGUCCUUUUUCUCUUUUCCUUUCUCUUCCUUUUUCUCUUUUCUCUCCUCGAUCAUGUAUGUGCCUAUUAGAUUUUUCUUUUCCCUUGUGAUUUUCUUACCAGCGUUCUAUGGGAAUUCGGUCAUGCGAUCCUUCCUGUUAUUGAAAGGAAGGAAAAGUUGGUAAAUCAGCAGAAAUGAACGACAGGAUUUGAUUGAUGGGUUCCUUCAUCAUACGUGCAUGCAUAUAUGGUCUGUUCUGGACUACGACAUUGACCUGAACUAAUUUCAAUAAUAGAUCGAAUCUACUUGAUGCUACGACAUAAAUUCAGAGUGAAUUUGAAAAGGCCAUGCGUUUCAGCAACGCAGGCUCAGAUAGC
Aspergillus ibericus CBS 121593 is the source of this 1082-nucleotide messenger RNA. RefSeq names its product putative U1 snRNP complex component Yhc1. The record is from RefSeq and is a predicted model, not a curated record. Gene Ontology annotation, biological process: mRNA splicing, via spliceosome; spliceosomal snRNP assembly; mRNA 5'-splice site recognition. Bases 84 to 674 code for a protein of 196 amino acids. The transcript is spliced from 4 exons. Gene Ontology annotation, molecular function: pre-mRNA 5'-splice site binding; zinc ion binding. Gene Ontology annotation, cellular component: U1 snRNP. Lineage: Eukaryota; Fungi; Ascomycota; Eurotiomycetes; Eurotiales; Aspergillaceae.